This is a messenger RNA of Morchella sextelata, 1443 nucleotides long. RefSeq lists its product as uncharacterized. The transcript has a single exon. NCBI's taxonomy places the organism in Eukaryota, Fungi, Ascomycota, Pezizomycetes, Pezizales, Morchellaceae. The coding region runs from base 1 to 1443 and encodes 480 amino acids. The record is from RefSeq and is a predicted model, not a curated record.
AUGCCCCACCAAUGGCAGAACCCCGAGAUCCAGUUAAAAAUCGAGGAGGACCGACGGAAGGCAGAAGAAGAGCGGACGAAACAGGAACAAUCUCGAGUGGAUUUCAAGAAGCUGGAGUUGGAGUUUUUGAGGGAGGCUCAUCAGAUGGGAAUACCGCCACAGAUGAUACCGAUCAUGUUCGCCGGAAGUGCUCUCAAGGGCGUUGUUGGAGAAUGGUUUAAUGAACAUUGUGCUCAAAUGAUGGGCCAACUUCAACAGCAGCAUCAGAUGGCCCAGCAGCAGCAGCAACAGCAGCCUCAACAGCAGCAAGUCCAUCCCAUGCCACAGAUUCAUUCACCAGGUCCUGAUCGCAAAAUACGGAGGGAAACACGUACAAUAGCAGAUUCUUUCCCGCCUGUACAACCACAUAUGGGCCCGCCUCUAGGAGCAGGAAUGCAGCCGCAGGGUGCUCCGCCGGCGAGCUAUACUACUUCCUAUUUGCCUCCAAGAAAUGGCCCAGCGCAGCAACCGCCGCGACCACCGCAGAUCAACACUAAAGACAUGCAUCCUCAUUCUCAACAGCCUCCUCUACUUCCAGGGCAGAUCAUUGGCACCCCAAUUGGUGCCCCCCAUGGUCCAAUGCAGACAGUGGCACAGGGACACCCCCCCCAAGCAACUCAACCAGCUCAACAACAAGAGUCUGCUAUAUUCUUUCACCACUAUGUUCCACCAAACAGUCAAGCUAGUAGCAUGACAACACCAGUCAAAACGUCUUCGCCACAAACACAAUUGCAAUCCCCAUUUGCUCACCAACCACCUUCGAAUCAACUUACUGGGUCUGACUACGCGAGCUCCCCUAAAAAGCGAAAACAUGGAAAUGCCCCAUCUUCACAACAGCAAACACCUUCAACACCUUUUUCUCCACCCUCAUUUCACCAAACUCCUUUGUCUGCGGCGACUACACCUAGUCGGACACGGCGCGGGCACUCAAGACAUCGGAGUGAGACAGUAGGAUCCACCGGAAGAGGAUAUGAGCCCUACAACAGGUCGGCUACAACGCGUCACCGGCGAUCAAUCGGAGGAUCGCCACUACCCGAAUCAGGGCCACAGCUGCCUCCGGUGUCAUCGGCAGGCGACGGUGUCAGUGGGGGAAAUGGGGGACCUCACCACCCACGUGAACAAGAGCAUUUACGACAAGAGCAACAAAGGCAAGAUGACCAACAGAGGCAUGAUCAGCAGAGGCAGGAGCAGCAGAGGCAGGAGCAACAAAGGCAGGAGCAGCGGGGACACGAACAACAGAGGCAGGACCAGCAACGGCCACAGUCAGUGCCUCCUCAGCCACAAGGGAGGCCAUACUCGGCCGGUCCCGGUCCCGGCUUCGGAGCCACAUAUCCCCCUCCCCACCCCCCACCUCCAUCCUCAGACGGCGGUAGGGACAGCAAAAGCGGGAAUGGGCGGGGUUGA